AUACUGCAGCGCAUCGGUGGUGGCCGAGAGGACCGUGAGGGCAGCUGGCACGCCCCUGAGGCAUCUGCUCCGCCACUCCCCUCGGAGACGUUUCAGUCAUUCAGCCUCCCUCCCCCACGGACACCCUGACCGACGGACAGACACGGACGGCCCUGCCUGGCAUCUCUCCAUUCUCCAUCCUUUGUGGGACCCAGAACCGGUGGCAUCCCUGCGUCUGACUCUGCCCCCCCACCCCCCACCAUGGGCCCCUAUGUUGGGUGCUGGCUCUCCUGCUGUCUGCCCCUCCUUUUCUCCCUGGCGGUCCAGGGAUCCCCGGAGUAUCCUCGCGUUACCCCAGAGCAAGUCCAUCUGUCCUACCCAGGUGAGCCAGGCUCCAUGACAGUGACCUGGACCACGUGGGCUCCAGCCCGGUCGGAGGUGCAGUUUGGCAUACAGCUGUCGGGGCCCCUCCCAUUCCGCGCCCACGGCGCCGCCAGCACCUUCGUGGAUGGGGGGAUUCUACGGCGCAAGCUGUACAUGCACCGCGUGACGCUGCGGAAGCUGGUGCCCGGGGUCCAGUAUGUUUACCGUUGUGGCAGCUCUCAGGGCUGGAGCCGGCGGUUUCGCUUCAGGGCCUUGAAGAACGGGGUCCACUGGAGCCCCCGCCUGGCUGUGUUUGGGGACAUGGGGGCUGACAACCCGAAGGCCCUGCCCAGGCUGCGGAGGGACACCCAGCAGGGCAUGUUUGACGCGGUGCUCCAUGUGGGAGACUUCGCCUACAACAUGGACCAGGACAAUGCGCGCGUUGGGGACAGAUUCAUGCGGCUCAUUGAACCUGUUGCAGCCAGUGUGCCGUACAUGACAUGUCCUGGGAACCAUGAGCAGCGCUACAAUUUCUCCAACUACAAGGCCCGCUUUAGUAUGCCAGGGGACAAUGAAGGCUUGUGGUACAGCUGGGACCUGGGUCCUGCCCAUAUCAUCUCGUUCUCCACUGAGGUAUAUUUCUUUCUCCACUAUGGCCGCCACCUGGUUGAGAGGCAGUUCCGUUGGCUGGAGAAUGACCUCCAGAAAGCCAAUAAGAAUCGGGCAGCUCGGCCGUGGAUCAUCACGAUGGGUCACCGGCCUAUGUACUGUUCCAACGCGGAUCUGGAUGACUGCACGAGGCAUGAAAGCAGGGUCCGAAAAGGCCUCCAUGGCAAGCUGUUUGGGCUAGAGGACCUUUUCCAUAAAUAUGGUGUGGAUCUGGAGUUCUGGGCUCAUGAACACUCCUAUGAACGGCUAUGGCCAAUUUACAACUACCAGGUGUUUAACGGCAGCCUGGAAAAGCCCUAUACCAAUCCUCGAGGCCCCGUUCACAUCAUCACAGGAUCUGCGGGCUGUGAAGAGUUGCUGACUCCCUUUGUCAUAAAACCCAGGCCCUGGAGCGCCGUGCGUGUGAAGGAGUAUGGGUACACGAGAAUGCACAUCCUUAACGGCACCCACAUGCACAUCCAGCAGGUGUCUGAAGACCAGGAUGGGAAGAUUGUGGACGACAUCUGGAUAGUUAGACCUUUGCUUGGCCGGAUGAUGUACCACUAAGACUGGGGCUUCCCUCAUGAAGACAUGCUGAUGCUGUGACCAGGCAGUGCCCUAGCCUGGGUGGGGAGUCAGGGCAGGACCCACUCCCCCGUCAUCCGGAAGCCUGAGGUGAAGCCUCGAGAGAGGCCAGACAGCUCUUGCCUCCCGGGGAGGUCGGAGCCCAGACUGCUCGGAGAGGGAGGGCAGGUAUGUGGGCACCAGCAGGGCUGCCUUGCCAACAUAGUCCCACCCUCCUGCGUGGCUCUGACAGGGCAGGGGACCCAUGUGCCUCAGAAUAAAGAGGCUUACAGCCGUGGCUCCUUGGACUCAAA
This is a messenger RNA of Peromyscus leucopus (white-footed mouse), 1868 nucleotides long. RefSeq names its product acid phosphatase 7, tartrate resistant (putative) (gene Acp7). Gene Ontology annotation, molecular function: acid phosphatase activity; metal ion binding. The transcript has 13 exons. Bases 241 to 1557 code for a protein of 438 amino acids. NCBI's taxonomy places the organism in Eukaryota, Metazoa, Chordata, Mammalia, Rodentia, Cricetidae. The record is from RefSeq and is a predicted model, not a curated record.